AUGUCGCGCGCAACGCAAUCGGCCAUCAUCUGGCCGGAGAAGUACCUUCCAGGCACCACCGAUAAUUUUGUCAGCAACGAGAUCUUUGCAAGAGGAAUUACAGCAAAACAGAUCUGGGAACAAUUGGCUGACGUUUCAAAAUGGCCAUCUUAUUACUACAACUGCGAGAAAAUUGUGCCUCCAUCCUCAGGACCAAUACUGAAGAAAGGCGACACGUUUAAAUUUUCCACCUUUGGCUUCCCAGUCUUGACCUGCCCAGUGGAAGAAUGCGGACCACCAUUCAUCGACGAAUCUGUCAAUCCAACCUCGAGAGAGGCCGGUCGCAUAGCAUGGUCAGCAGUACUCGAUGGUAGCAGAGACGAAAAGGUUGAGGUCUAUCAUGCAUGGCUUGUCGAAGACCUUGACGGUGAAAGAGUUAGAAUCUUGACGCAGGAAAGCCAAUGCGGAGUGCCAGCCGCGCAGCUGGCAAGCGCGAAACCUAAUAAAAUGCUACUAGGUCACCAGGACUGGCUUGAGGGGCUCGUCAGGGCUGCGAAAGGAGAGGGAAAGGCUAAGGAGACGGAGACGAAUUUGGGAAGCUACAGGACCAUUUAG
This is a messenger RNA of Pseudovirgaria hyperparasitica, 594 nucleotides long. RefSeq lists its product as uncharacterized. Lineage: Eukaryota; Fungi; Ascomycota; Dothideomycetes; Acrospermales; Acrospermaceae. Bases 1 to 594 code for a protein of 197 amino acids. The record is from RefSeq and is a predicted model, not a curated record. The transcript has a single exon.